This is a messenger RNA of Desarmillaria tabescens, 1618 nucleotides long. RefSeq names its product glycosyltransferase family 22 protein. Gene Ontology annotation, cellular component: endoplasmic reticulum membrane. Lineage: Eukaryota; Fungi; Basidiomycota; Agaricomycetes; Agaricales; Physalacriaceae. The record is from RefSeq and is a predicted model, not a curated record. Gene Ontology annotation, biological process: protein N-linked glycosylation. The transcript is spliced from 7 exons. Gene Ontology annotation, molecular function: alpha-1,6-mannosyltransferase activity. Bases 56 to 1600 code for a protein of 514 amino acids.
GCGUCGCUUUCUUCUUUUCCACCUCCUUACUGUUAUUGUCUCCCGCCUGGUCCCAAUGAGUAUUGCUCUCGAUGCCCUCAUUUUUAUCACAGCAUGGGCCCAUGUCCUUCUAGCACCCUACACCAAAGUCGAAGAAAGCUUCAACCUUCAUGCUACUCAUGACGUGCUCAUGUACGGCGUUGGUCGAGAUUCGCUCCCUAAAUAUGACCAUUUUGUAUUUCCUGGGGCGGUACCUAGAACGUUCAUUGGUAGCGUGUUGCUAGCAUGGGCGUCGAAAAUAGUGAUCUAUAUUGCUGAACGACUGGGUUUCAUUUCUUCAAAGUUUGACCUCCAAAUAAUAGUUCGACUCGUCCUUGCCAGUCUCAAUAGCGUCGGACUCUGCUGUAUCCAACGUGGCGUUUCGCGACGUUUCGGUCGUCUCACAGGGCUUUUCUUCACCCUAUUCACGGUGUCACAGUUCCAUCUACCAUUUUGGAUGGGACGAACGUUACCAAACAUGCUAGCCCUGUUUCCAGUGAACCUGGCAACGUAUUUGGUUAUUGAUGGACCUCCCGCUGCUAUAUCACCAUCUCGUGCUCGAGUCACCACCAUUCUUGCUCUCCUGACCUUCACGGCAGUCGUCUUUCGCGCUGAGGUUCUCUUGCUACUUGGACCUCUGUCUUUGCAAUUCCUCUACCUUCGUUGCAUAACCUUCACUAGGCUUGUCAAGAUUGGUGUCCUUUCGGCACUGACUUCAAUAACGUUGACCGUCUUGGUUGAUUCUUAUUUCUGGAAGAUGAAAUACUUAUGGCCAGAGUUUUUUGGGAUAUAUUUUAACGUUUAUCAAGGCAAGAGCGCGGAUUGGGGUAUUGAACCCCCUGUGACAUACUUCACGAGAUAUCUUCCGCGGCUAUUGCUCUCCGCUGCGCAACUCGCACUACUAGGGUUUUGCAUCGACCAUCGCAUUCGCUCUCUCUUACUGCCUUCUAUCAUGUUUGUAGCUCUCAUCAGUGGAUUAGGUCACAAGGAAUGGCGAUUCAUCAUCUACGUUGUGCCUACCUUCAACGUGGCCGCAGCAAGAGCGGCAAAGUGGAUGGUGGGCCGUGGCAAGAACAGACUUUCUGGGAGGUUACUCUACGUUGGAACCUUCGGGCUCAUUCUUAUGAAUCUAGUAAUUACCUUUGCGCACACGUCCGCCUCCGUGGCAAACUACCCCGGAGGUGAAGCUCUUUCAUUGUUCAACCGAAGAUACCAGCACCUUCGUGUCCCCCCUCAUGUUCACAUAUCAAACCUUGCUGCUCAAACUGGGGCUUCCCUGUUCCUGCAGGAACAUUCGCCUCCUUAUUUGAGUGUUGUGAAGGACAAACCCUGGACGUACAAUAAAACAGAAAACCUGACCCUGCAAGAUUUGACUCUGUCUCGGUCUAUUACCCACUUAAUAAUGGAACCAACGGAGGCAGUACCAAAACAAUGGAAAGUAGUGGAGGAGGUGCAAGGAUUCGAUCGCUGGCGUCUUGAUCGCAGCAUCCUUUCUGAACGAAAAGAACUGUUGAUACGCCCAUGGGACAUUGUUACCAUGUCGAAAACGACGAUGUUGUGGAUUAUGGAGAGAAAUGAUUAACAUCGUUAAAGGUCAUUU